This is a messenger RNA of Nestor notabilis (Kea), 515 nucleotides long. RefSeq names its product MORN repeat containing 4 (gene MORN4). The transcript has 4 exons. Lineage: Eukaryota; Metazoa; Chordata; Aves; Psittaciformes; Psittacidae. The record is from RefSeq and is a predicted model, not a curated record. The annotation marks the transcript as partial.
GUCGCAGACACGGUGUUGGGCAGCUGACUUUUGCUGAUGGCACCGCUUAUGUGGGGCACUUCGAGAAUGGGCUGUUCCACGGCUGCGGCGUGCUCACCUUCUCUGACGGCUCCAGGUACGAGGGGGAGUUUGUGCAGGGCAAGUUCAACGGCGUCGGCGUCUUCACCCGCUGCGACAACAUGACUUUUGAGGGCGAGUUCAAAGGCGGACGUGUGUAUGGCUUCGGUCUCCUGACCUUUCCUGAUGGCUCCCACGGGGUGCCCCGCAAUGAGGGCUUCUUUGAGAACAACAAGCUGCUGCGGCGGGGGGAGGGCCAGGCCCACUUUGAAGCACUGUCAGCAAGCAGGGCUUCCUGCAGCAAGGAGUCUCACCCUUCGACCUUUGGUGUCCCAGCCCCAUGGUGUUCUUGUGCUAGGAGACAGGGCACUUACAUGCUGCUGGAUAACCAGCUCCCUAGUAACCCAGCUUCCCCAGCCCCAUGGAGACAAACGCUGCUUUUUGCUGGCUUUUAUUGA